AUGGCUCAGUGUGAAUCAAAUGAAGUUGUAGAUUUACAUGAAUUCCCCUUCUUUCAUUCCUAUAUCUCUGACGUGGAAUCAGGUAAUAUCGCCUCAAAUUCUGAAUCCCAUAUAAGUUUCAAUAUGUUCGGGACGUGUUCUUUAAGAAAUGUUCGGCGUAUUAUGCGUCAGAGUCGGCGUCUGAAACCAUUAAGAGUUCACUUACUAAAAUCUGUAUUGGAUUUAUGCAAAGCUGCUGGUUUGGAGCCAUUUGUUUAUGGUGGCACAGCUUUAUCUGUAUUCCGUGAAGAUGGAAAAUUCAUAUCACAUGAUACAGACAUUGACUUGGGCAUUUUAGAAUUUGAUUCUAAUGGAAACAGUUCGUACACUAAAUUGAUUCACAGCUGUUUAAAAAAUGGUAUAAGUGUUUUCGGUGUGGAAAAUAUGGAUGAAUCUUUACUAAUCAGUGUCAAUUCUGAUUUAUAUGUCGAUUUUUCGGCCAGUAUCAGUAGACGUUUUUGGCUUAAAGCGCAGAAAUUCAAUAUUUCUGAAACCAUUGAAGAGAUACCAUACAAUGGAUGUGAUUGCAAACGCAUUAAGUUCUUUUUCAGCACUAAUGGUUUACUUAAAGCCUGUGAAUUAUAUCAUUUAAACUCAAAAAUUGUAAGUCAUAUACAAUCGGAUCCAUCAUUAGUACAUGUGGAUUUGUUCACUCUAUCUACUUAUCCAGAUUCCUCCGAUGACAUAAAGCCUUUGCUUGUAAACUGGAAUUUGCCCGGUAUAUAUGACUGCAAAAAGAAAUUAUUCCCAUAUAAUUCUUUCUUUCCUUUAAUACCAUGUACAUUCGAAGGUGUAAACUUACUAGCUCCGCAUGACUUAAAAACUUAUUUAGCUAUCGAAUACGGUUACUUGGGACGAGAUGCUGUGUAUGAUCGUAAAAAGCAGUUGUAUGUAAAAAUUCCUUCAAAGUUUUCUUCUCAAUUACCAUCGUACUUCACAUGA
Molecule: messenger RNA, 981 nt
Organism: Schistosoma intercalatum
Lineage: Eukaryota; Metazoa; Platyhelminthes; Trematoda; Strigeidida; Schistosomatidae
Source: the annotation of a GenBank genome assembly